Enhydra lutris kenyoni (northern sea otter) is the source of this 1221-nucleotide messenger RNA. RefSeq names its product transmembrane 4 L six family member 1. The transcript has 5 exons. The record is from RefSeq and is a predicted model, not a curated record. Bases 172 to 870 code for a protein of 232 amino acids. Gene Ontology annotation, cellular component: membrane. NCBI's taxonomy places the organism in Eukaryota, Metazoa, Chordata, Mammalia, Carnivora, Mustelidae.
AAGCAAAGUACCUCACCCACCCAGUGACUAAGAACUCAGAGUAUUUAAGAGGUUCAGGAAUGGGCUGAGAACUGCUUCUGCUUUCUUCUCAGACAGGCACACUCUCCUCUGACUCGGGCCCUCACUGAGCUGCAGAGGGAAGGGAGAAAGCCUCCCAGACUCUCUGCCACCAUGUGCUACGGCAGAUGUGCACGAUGCAUUGGACAUUCCCUGGUGUGGCUGGCCAUCCUCUGCAUUGUUGCUAAUAUCGUGCUUUACUUUCCCAAUGGGGAGACAAAAUAUGCCUCUGAAAACCAUCUCAGCCGCUUCGUGUGGUUCUUUUCCGGCAUCGUGGGAGGGGGCUUGCUGAUGUUCCUGCCGGCAUUUGUGUUCAUCGGGCUGGAAGAGGACGACUGCUGCGGCUGCUGUGGCCACGACAACUGCGGCAAGAGAUGCGCGAUGUUUUCUUCUGUCCUGGCUGCUCUGAUCGGAGUCGCGGGAUCUGGCUACUGUGUCAUUGUGGCAGCCCUGGGCUUGGCGGAAGGACCACAAUGUCUUAAUUCUUCGGGCCAGUGGAACUACACCUUUGCCAACACCGAUGGACAGUACCUUCUGGAUACCUCCACAUGGUCCCAGUGCAUUGAACCCAGACAUGUUGUUGAAUGGAAUGUCUCUCUGUUUUCUAUCCUUUUGGCCCUCGGUGGAAUUGAAUUCAUCUUGUGUCUCAUUCAAGUAAUAAACGGAGUGAUGGGAGGAAUAUGUGGUUAUUGCUGCUCUCGCCAACAGGUAAGAAACUGUGUGAAAAUCGAUAUGACUGCUAAAAGAACCACCCCAAGACAGAACCACAACCUUCCUCUAUUUCAUUGUAAUUUAUAUAUUCUACUGUAUUAAUUUGUAAAACUUUGUACCACUGUAUCAUACUUUACAUAUUCUACUUUUAUAAAUGUGUAUAAAGGCUGGCAUCUUCAUGUGAUGUCAAGCGUAGCAAACAAACCUUUUUUUUAGGACUGUGAAAACAAAUGAGGUCAUUUAUUGACUGAAUGACGGUCGCUUCUCAGUGUAGCUGAGAUGAACUCUGGCCUGAGUAAUGUUUUUUGAGAAGCAUUAUAAGGAUAAAUAUCAUUUUCCCAUUUCUAUUGUAUGUGCAUUGGUUUAUUAAAUGGAAGAUGUCUAGUUACUGUUUCUUUUUAAGACCAUGAAGGAGAAAAUCCAACAACUUGAAAAGAUGUGGUUUUUUUUUUU